This is a messenger RNA of Acanthaster planci (crown-of-thorns starfish), 1656 nucleotides long. RefSeq names its product mitochondrial ribosomal protein S16 (gene mrps16). The record is from RefSeq and is a predicted model, not a curated record. Gene Ontology annotation, cellular component: ribosome; mitochondrial small ribosomal subunit. Gene Ontology annotation, biological process: mitochondrial translation. Gene Ontology annotation, molecular function: structural constituent of ribosome. Lineage: Eukaryota; Metazoa; Echinodermata; Asteroidea; Valvatida; Acanthasteridae.
UUUUGCCGUGAAAUCAAACGUGUAAAAAAGACCUUUUGCCUGUGACAUUUACGGGUUAGGUAUUUCUAUUUGACAUUUUCGUAGUUUGUUACACUUUUGUGGAAGUCAAAACGAGGAACGAUCAGCUGACGACUGAAUGAACUUGACAACACACAAGAUCAUCAGCACUCAGUCAACAUGAAUCACACCGGCAGUGCUACAUGUAAGUGAAAUAAAAGUGCCGUCAGUAUGCCAGCAAAACUGAGGGUGAUGAUCCGCCUUGCCCGGCAUGGUUGCACAAAUCGACCCUUUUACCACGUGGUGGCAAUCCACAACCGACGAAGCCGUAAUAGUGGGGCUUACCUGGAACAGCUGGGCACCUAUGACCCCAUGCCUAACAAUCACAAUGAGAAACUUGUCAGCUUCAACUUUGAGAGGGUCAAGUACUGGUUGGCCAAGGGGGCUACACCAACUAGACCAGUUGCUAUGCUACUUGGUUUGUCUGGUUUCCUGCCUCUUCACCCAAUGAGCACUGUGCUAGCAAGAAGAGCCCAGGCUAAGGCUGAGGAGAAAGCUAAGAAGGCAGCAGAGGAGGCAAAGCAAGAAGAGGAGGAGAUGAGCUGAUGCUGCCAUGGCAACCAAACUGCAUCAAAACUCCAGCUUGUGUGGAAAUUCCAAUUUACCAACUUCAGGAAAAAGCAAUCAUUUAGGAAAGGGAGUUUACCAGCCAAAACUAUUCACACCUUGUGUUUUACAUUGAGUGCAACUGGUUCGCAGCGGACUGUGCUUUUUUGUGCAUACAUGUACAUGUAUGCAUGUAUGCUUAACAGUAUUUUCUGCCAAGAAGCUCCAUAGAAAUGGACCAAGCUCAUGAAUUGCAGUUUGUGGAAAGAUCUGCAUAACUGUGGUUUACUGUCCUUGAAAGGCCUGUAUUGGAGCAUUGAGGAAGUCCUUCCUCCAUGGUUGGAAUUAACAGCAGUGUGUAUGAGACAUUUUGGGAGAUGUGUACAUAGGGAAAUACCCAAUUUUGUUUGCUUUUUGCAGACAUUAGAUUUGUAAAAUUAAAUGAAUGCCAUUUGAUUCAUAGAUUAUGGAAAACAGAAGCCCAAAUCCUUGCUUUAACUAAGUAGAAGUCGUGCCAGUUUUUACUUGGGGAAGUGUACUAGUUUCAAUGGGAAUCUUUUUCUGUGAAUACCUUUUUCAUUACCCAUGAGACUUCUGUGUGCAAAGUAGGUGUUUAAAUUUGAGAUGGUUGACUGUGAAAUUGAAAUGUGGCCAGCGUGACACAGUCACAAUACUUCAUAGUUGUUAACUGCACUCAGAAUUUCCCAGUGAAAUGAGAAGGGAAAGGAAUGGUAAUUUUGGUAUGCACUGUGUUGAGGCUUUGCAAAGCUGGCUUUUCAGCCUGUGCAAUUUUGGGAAAUAUCCAGGAAACUCUGAUUCUUCUGGAAAUAAAUUUAUAUUUCAAAACAUGUACAUGCAUACAUUUGUGAGUUUGGAUUUUUUGCAUAUUGAGACCUAAUAAAAGUUGUAGAUAAUAAUUUUCAAGCAUUCUUGUGGCUAUCUAUAAAGACGCUGUCCUGUUCCUUCAAUUACAUGUACUAUGAACACUGUAUGUUAAAGAUGGGUGAUGAAAACUUUCUGUACUGCAGAAUAAAAUUGUGUACAAAACAGCAA